AUGUGCCGCAAAAACAUGUCAGCCCCGCUGCCCGCCUGGGUGCCCGCCACCCGCAAGGCCACAGUGGCAGUUAUCUUUCUUCACAGAUUGGGAGACACAGGGCCUGGAUGGGCAGAAGCCUUCAGAGGUAUCAGAAGUUCACAUAGCAAAUAUAUCUGCCUGCAUGCACCGGUUACGCCUGUUACAUUAAAUGUGAACAUGAGUAUGCCUUCUUGGUUUGAUAUUACUGGGCUUUCCCCCCAUUCACAGGAAGAUGAACCUGGAAUCAAGCAGGCAGCAGAAAAUGUCAAAUCUUUGAUAGGCCAAGAGGGGAAGAAUGGAAUUCUUUCUAACAGGAUUAUUUGGGGAGGAUUUUCCCAAGGAGGAGGUCCUAUCAGCGGCGCUAACAAAGACAUGUCUAUCCUCCAGUGCCAUGGAAAUUGUGACCCUUUAGUUCCCUUAAUGUUUGGUUCUCUUACUGCUGAAAAGCUAAAAACACUGGUAAAUCCAGCCAAUGUAACCUUCAAAAACUGCUUGAUGCACAGUUCACAUCACCAGGAAAUGAUGGAUAUCUACCAUCAGUUGAUUGACAUCACUGAGGCCUUGGAUAGAACUACACUAGCAUCAUGUAGUAGAGAAGAAACUGAAAUGUGA
This is a messenger RNA of Choloepus didactylus (southern two-toed sloth), 633 nucleotides long. Its product is annotated as acyl-protein thioesterase 1-like. Lineage: Eukaryota; Metazoa; Chordata; Mammalia; Pilosa; Megalonychidae. The transcript has 2 exons. Gene Ontology annotation, molecular function: palmitoyl-(protein) hydrolase activity; carboxylic ester hydrolase activity. The coding region runs from base 1 to 633 and encodes 210 amino acids. The record is from RefSeq and is a predicted model, not a curated record. Gene Ontology annotation, cellular component: cytoplasm. Gene Ontology annotation, biological process: protein depalmitoylation.